This is a messenger RNA of Nelumbo nucifera (sacred lotus), 1542 nucleotides long. NCBI's taxonomy places the organism in Eukaryota, Viridiplantae, Streptophyta, Magnoliopsida, Proteales, Nelumbonaceae. The record is from RefSeq and is a predicted model, not a curated record.
UCAGGCUUUCAGUUUCCACUUUCCUUUUUUUUCAUCUUAUUCCUAAUUUCGUAGUGUCGAACUUUCUUAGCACCAUUUCGAGCUUCUGGGCAUGUUGCAAGUCUUCUUCUCCUUUUUUUUCCCCUUGUUUUUUCUGUAUGAACUUGUGUAAUUAUUUGAGCUAGAUGAUGUUUGGAAUCCAUUUCAUUGCAUUAUGCCCUAUUUCUCUGUUACCUUUGUACCGAACUUCAAUCAAGUUACGAGCUUCUGUAUAUGUUAUUUUCUAUUCGAGUUUUUCAAUCCUUGAACGCGGGUUCGAGUAUGGGAGCGGUCACUUGUUGCUAAAAUGCUGGAGGUCAGAGCGUUGAUGCACGCACGUGAGGAGCCUCUGAAUUUGUCGAGGUAAAACAGCAAUCCAGAACAUCUGGUUGUGCCUUAUCUGAAACGUUUAUUUCCAAGAAGAAACAGUAUGGUGUCAACACAGAUCUCAAUGUUGUCAAAGUUACGCUGUAUUACCAUAGAUGUCACUGGUACACUUAUAGCUUACAAAGGAGAACUCGGUGAUUACUACUGCAUGGCAGCCAAAGCUGUAGGAUUACCUUGUCCAGACUAUAACCGCAUGCAUGAGGGAUUUAAAGCUGCAUACACUGACAUGGCAAAACGGUAUCCAUGUUUUGGUUAUGCAGCAAAAAUGCCGAACAUUGUCUGGUGGAAAUCAUGCGUGAAAGACUCCUUUGUCAGGGCAGGCUACGAUUAUGAUGAGGAGACAUUUGAGAAGGUGUUCAGACGUAUAUAUUCAGUAUUUGGUUCCUCUGCACCUUAUACCAUCUUUCCAGAUUCCCAACCAUUCCUAAGAUGGGCAUGUGAAAAAGGGAUCACUAUUGGGAUUGUCAGCAAUGCAGAAUACCGGUACCAGGAUGCCAUCCUUCCUGCCUUGGGUUUGGACCAGGGUUCCGAAUGGGACUUUGGUGUGUUCUCUGGUCUCGAAGGUGUGGAAAAGCCAGACCCUAGAAUCUUUAAAAUUGCCCUGGAGAAGGCUGGAAAUAUUGCACCAGAGGAAGCUUUGCAUAUUGGAGACAGCAUGCGGAAAGACUACCUGCCUGCAAAAAGCAUUGGAAUGCAUGCAUUGCUGUUGGAUAGAUUCAAGUCACCUGAUGCUGAGAGUUGGAGGAAAUCUGGUGCAGUUGUGCUUUCUGAUCUAGUGGCUACACAGGCUUGGCUUACUUCAGAGAAAUCCUCCUAAGGAGCUUGUUCCUUUACUCUGGGUGUUUUUGGUGGCUGGAUUAGUGAAUGCUAGUACUCUCAAUUUUGGAUGGAAAUGUUUCCUUGGGUAUGUAAUGCAUUGUUUGCAUACCCCCAAAUCCCCAAUACCCCCAAUCGGCAGGGUUAAAUAGUCUUUUGAUUCUCAGUUUAACUGACGGUUCUAAUGUUCUAAAAAAAAGAAAAAAAAAACAGUUAUAAUGAUUAUAUUAUUAGCUUUGUUAUUUCUCGUUUGUCUUGCAUAACAGACUUGGGAGCUCUCAUUUAUGAUAUCCCUCUGGAUACACAAAACAUUAUUCUUUA